Molecule: messenger RNA, 2445 nt
Organism: Castor canadensis (American beaver)
Lineage: Eukaryota; Metazoa; Chordata; Mammalia; Rodentia; Castoridae
Gene: Ing5
Product: inhibitor of growth family member 5
Biological process (GO): positive regulation of apoptotic signaling pathway; regulation of DNA-templated transcription
Cellular component (GO): nucleus
Molecular function (GO): chromatin binding
Source: RefSeq, a predicted model, not a curated record
ACCCCGUUCCCGCGGCACCGCCCGCCCGCGCAGACCCUGAACGCGGCCGCGGCGAAGAUGGCGACUGCCAUGUACUUGGAGCACUACCUGGACAGCAUCGAGAACCUUCCCUGCGAACUUCAGAGGAACUUCCAGUUGAUGCGAGAGCUAGACCAGAGGACAGAAGAUAAGAAAGCAGAGAUCGACAUCCUGGCUGCAGAGUACAUCUCCACAGUGAAGACACUUUCUCCCGAUCAGCGUGUGGAGCACCUGCAGAAGAUCCAGAGCGCCUAUAGCAAGUGCAAGGAGUACAGUGACGACAAGGUGCAGCUGGCCAUGCAGACCUAUGAGAUGGUGGACAAACACAUCCGAAGGCUGGAUGCUGACCUGGCACGCUUCGAGGCGGACCUGAAGGAUAAGAUGGACGGCAGUGACUUUGAGAGUGCUGGAGGACGGGGGCUGAAAAAAGGUCGGGGUCAGAAAGAAAAAAGAGGCUCCCGGGGUCGAGGCAGGAGGACGUCGGAAGAAGACACUCCGAAGAAAAAGAAGCAUAAAAGCGGAUCCGAGUUCACUGACACCAUCCUGUCUGUGCAUCCCUCUGAUGUGCUGGACAUGCCUGUGGAUCCGAACGAGCCCACGUACUGCCUGUGCCACCAGGUGUCCUAUGGGGAGAUGAUUGGCUGCGACAACCCAGAUUGUCCAAUCGAGUGGUUUCACUUCGCCUGUGUGGAUCUCACCACGAAGCCCAAAGGAAAGUGGUUCUGUCCACGGUGUGUUCAGGAGAAGAGAAAGAAGAAGUAAGGAAGAGGCUAUGUGCCCAGAUUGAAGCGCAAGUUAAUAUAUUUCCUCAUUCACGUUGCAAUAUUUCCUUUCAUUUUAAACUACCUUAUUUCAACUGAUAGAACUCAAUGGCCAGUUGUAAUUUUGGAUAUUUUCUAAAACGAGAAACCACCUCACCCUGUUUGCACAGAGGAGCAAUCUCACAGGGACUUGCCUCAGUGACUUUAUGUACAGACCCCUGGCUCUGGCCAUUGCAUCCCUCCAGCCAGCCUGGGGUCUGGGGUGGGUGUUCAUGAACCCAAUCUGCCAGGCCAAGUGCAUGUUGUGGUGGACAUUUUAGCCUGGUACACUGCCACCACCUCGUGACCAGAGGCAGCCUUGAGUGUCCACGUGCAGUUUUCUAGGACUGCAUGGCACCGUGGAAGCACUCUUGCCCCCAUGCUGUGCUCUGAACCUGACUCUGAACACCGUGGACUCCUGGCUAGGUCACCUCUGACGUGCCUGGAAGUGGCCUUGGCUCUUCCCAGGAGGAAGUGCUUCUGCCUCACUGUGCACUGCCUUUUUAGUGUGAACUUCUGGUCUUCCCCCACGGGAUUCCCCUUCCUGAGUUACAGCUUCAUCAGCCUCGGCUGUCAGUUACCAAGACCAGCACUGCCAAGUGGCAGCCUCACAGCUGGGCUGAAGUCCUGUUUCUCUGGGAAUUCUUGACGUUUUUACUGUGAAGAUGAGAUUAUUGUAAUAGCAUGAGGGUCGUGGUCGGUGUGUCUGUGAAGUGAAUCUGUCUACUAAGAGCUGAUUUUUGACCUCUGUUUAUGUUGUAUACCACUAGAUUGGCAGCUUACAGCCAAGGGGAGUACAAUUAUGUGACAUGAUUUGUGAAUUUGUGUGCCCAGUACAGUUCUGGAAUGAAGGUAGGAAACUAGAGUGUACUUUUGUUUAAUCAGCACUCACCAAGCCAGUGUUGAACCAUCUUUUUGGUAAUAGUUGGAAAAUGCCUGUGUUUGGCCUAUUGAGAUACAUUUGUGGUGGACCCCAAGCAUGGCUUCUGAGGAUCUCUGUAGACUCAGAGGUCCUCUAGCUUGCACUCAGAGUCUGUGGGUUCUCUAAGAACCAAAGGAAGCCUGUGUCUGCCCUCACACCAGAAGAACAACUGUGUGAUAGAAGUGAGAUGUGGACUUCCCAAUUUAAGGAGAGCCUCUUUCCUUUAAGAGGGCCUCAGAUUGAUAGGUCGUUUCCUUCUGAUGGCCACACUAAGAUUUCCUACUGUUGUGUGGAGGAGAUGAAGCAGAAGGGAGCUGUGAAGCCCUGCAUCCCAGACCAUGCCACACCCACAGGUUAGUCCAUGUUCACAAAUGAGAACGAGGACUCCAGGAAUGCUGAGGUCAGGAUGGUGUGGGGACCUGUGACUCUGGGGUUCUGAGCUUGUCAGGGUGUUCCUGGUCGGCUUGUUGGGGUGGGAGAGUGGGGAGUGGCUUUACUGUGCAUGGGGCGAGUUGUUUGAUGGUACUGGCUCUUCCCUGAUGGCAGGUGAAGGCAGCUCAUCCCCAUCGGGUCCCCAGGCCAGAUGGAAAGGGCUAGCGGCCUUGACUCAAGGUCCAGCACCUUUCAUGGUCCCUCAUUUUCAGCCAUAUGUGAAACUAGAAAUUCAUUUUGUGUUGUGACACCUUUUUGUUGGCAGAUACUUAA